AAUAAUAAAAGGUCAAAAAGUGUAAGAAAAAAAGAAAAGAAGAGGAAGGUUCUGUGCACGUAACUUGAAUUCGUAAAAGUCCAUUGCUCCUUCUUCCUUAAGCUCUUUGCUAAAUCUUCACGCAAUGACUCUCUCCUUCAAAUUCAAUCCUCCUUCUUCUCUUCUAUUCUCUUCCCGCUUCAUCCUCCUCCUACGUCAUCCGGACGCUACGUUUCCCCGGCGCCGGCGGAUUCUACCGAUUCAUUGCGUUAGAUUUGUCACUGAGCCCUAAGAAUUUGGGGAAUUUUGGUCUGCUUCGGCGAAGGAUCGAUGGAGAAAUCUACCAAAUGUGCUGUUUGCUACAAGUCGUUUCGUCCCUCAAUCUGUGUAGAUUGUGUUAAUCGCGGGUUAAACGAAUACAAGGUCAAGUUGGACUCGUUGAAGAGUCUUCGGGAGGUUUCGUAUUUCAGAUUAAGUGGCUUACUUGUCACAAAGGAGAAAGCAAUUAGUCAACGUUGUUGGAAGGAGCUUCAGAAUGAGAAGCUUGCUAAGUUGCGGGAGAAGCUUCAGCUACAAGUGGAGAAAUUGCAGCAAAGCAAAAACACAUUUCGGAGUCUAUCUCGCAAUCUGAAAGAGAGAUAUGGCAUUAUUGAAUCAACUAACGUUGCUUUAGAGGAGAGCCGUGUUCACCAACUAGAGAACCACUAUUCAGAUACUAUUGGCAAUCACUACUUGGUAUAUAUCGAUCUAACUUCGGAACGCCUUUAUAAACAGGCUUUGGUUAUGAAACAGAUAUGCAAAUUAUUCCCUUUAUCCCGGGUGACAGUAGAGGGGCAGAACAAAGAUGGGUCUAGUGUACAAUAUGAUCAAAUCUGCAAUGCUCUCUUACCACAAGGUCUCAACCCACUCUCUGUUCCGCCAAAAGAGCUCGCAGCCUCAUUAGGGUACAUGGUGCAGCUUCUGAAUCUUGUUGUCCAUAAGCUCUCAGUGCCUGCACUUCAUAACUUGGGUUUCGCGGGUUCUUGUUCAAGAAUAUGGGAACGAGAUUCUUAUUGGAACUCUUAUCCAUCUUCUCCAAGCAAUGGGUAUCCCCUUUUUGUACCAAUCCAUGAUCACUACUCAUUUGAAGAGAAAAGUUCAUGGACGGGUAGAGAUACAACCAAUUUUGGUGUCACUUCGUUGAAAUCAGAUGGAAGUAUAGAAGAAGAUUAUCAUGACCUUGACCUUGACGUUGUUAGCCUUUCUUCUGCCUCUCCUCAUUCCGUUGAAACAUUCAGAAAUCUGCAGCAAGGAAUUGCACAUCUCAAGCAAAGCGUGGCUCACUUGACUGUGUACGGAUACAGGUCCCUGUCUCUGGAAGUUCCUUCCGGAACCUCGACUUUUGAAACAUUUGCAAAGUUGCUGGCUACAUUAUCUUCACUCAAGGAGGUUCAGUCUGGUCUUUCCCUUGGGCUGUCAAGUUCCAACAAGCAAAGACACGAGCCGAACAAAUCCGUGUGGAAUUUGAACUCCUCAAGUUCCAGCACCUUGCUUAACAGUUCUCAUACUCAGCCAACAACGUGGAACAGUAGCUAUUAUAAUGUUCCGAAUCGAGAUCCAAGCUACAUGGUGGAGUUUCCUGAUGUUAAAAAGGAUAAAAACUCUAUCGGUGAAUGGAAUUUGGUUGAGUAUCCUCAUUCUUCACGUCAACCUAAUCAUCCCAACAAGUAUUGAUCCUUUCAAGGAACCCAGAUUGUCGAUAUGUCAUUUGUUCAUACCCAAGGCAUCCUCAAUUCUAGUGAUACCUUAGAAAAACCACAUAUGGAGCUUUAUUAUUUAAAUCUUUGAUACCUUCUUCUGUAAUUAUGAAACACAGAUAAUUAUGUAAAUUAGCAGGCAAUGGAGUAAAUAUGGUGACAUUAUGAGUCACUGAUCUGCCUAAUGGAGUUUGAUGAUACAACAAUGAAGGAAGGUCAUGUGCACUUGUGUGACGUGAGAAUAUCCUCCGGCUUGUUUGGUCUUUAAAAGGAAAGGACACCACAAUAACAAUUAUCAAUUAGAAAACAAAAAAUACUCCUUUUAUUCUUAGUCACCAAACAAAUAAAAUCAGCUCCUUUUUUCAUACCACACAAUGGGAACAAAAGCAAUGAUAAAAGAAGCCCAUCACCUUCCUUUGCUUUUAAAUUAUUCAUAAUUUAUGAAAGAAACAAAAAAAAUUAUUAUUUUUAUUUUUGCUUCUCUUCCGGUAAGUCAAAGGAGAUAAUAUUAAGAGUUUAGAUAUUAAUCUCUUAAAUUCUGUGUUCAUUUUAAGAUUUUGUAGCAAAAGUUUAUUAUUACUAAUCAUGUGGUUGUACUGCAUGUUUAA
Arabidopsis thaliana (thale cress) is the source of this 2323-nucleotide messenger RNA. RefSeq names its product DNA-directed RNA polymerase II protein. The transcript is spliced from 14 exons. Bases 310 to 1692 code for a protein of 460 amino acids. NCBI's taxonomy places the organism in Eukaryota, Viridiplantae, Streptophyta, Magnoliopsida, Brassicales, Brassicaceae. Gene Ontology annotation, cellular component: cytoplasm. The record is from RefSeq and is marked reviewed.